This is a messenger RNA of Prunus persica (peach), 1459 nucleotides long. RefSeq names its product putative tRNA (cytidine(34)-2'-O)-methyltransferase. The record is from RefSeq and is a predicted model, not a curated record. Gene Ontology annotation, biological process: wobble position uridine ribose methylation; wobble position cytosine ribose methylation. The transcript has 7 exons. Bases 108 to 662 code for a protein of 184 amino acids. NCBI's taxonomy places the organism in Eukaryota, Viridiplantae, Streptophyta, Magnoliopsida, Rosales, Rosaceae. Gene Ontology annotation, molecular function: RNA binding; RNA methyltransferase activity.
AGAAAAAUGAAAAAGAGUUUAGACUCUGUGUCCACUGUGGAGCAAAGGUAAGAUAAAGAAGCAAAGAAAGUGGGAAGGCCAUAGCCGCCGAAAGACAUAAUAAGCCAAUGGACGCAAGCGGUUUGAGAAUCCUAACCCCUUUCUCUCCUUUCCGAAUGCGCUCAACAAAAGCUCCUCUCUUUGGUUCUCUGUACUUGGCUCAUCUCAACCGCAAAGUCCGCCUCUCUCUGCACUCCACUCGUUUCUCUGCCCUCUGCUCUCUCUCUGAUGGGGGCAAAGAGCAUGGGGUAGGGGAAGCAGUGAAGGAAGUCUCACGAAACAAGAUUCUUCAAGUGGUUCUAGUAUCUCCUCAGAUUCCUGGAAAUACAGGUUGCAUUGCCAGAACAUGUGCAGCAUCAGCUGUUGGACUUCACCUAGUUGGGCCAUUAGGAUUCAAGGUUGAUGAUGCAAAGUUAAAGCGAGCUGGAUUGGACUAUUGGCCAUAUGUGGUUGUUAAAGUUCACAGCUCAUGGGCAGAGUUCCAAGACUAUUUCAGGCAACAGGAUGGUGAAAAGCGGUUGCUCGCAUUUACAAAGAGAGGAACAAGUUUUCAUUCAGGAGAGAGCUUAAUCAUUCUUGGUUUGGGUUCCUUGGUAAACAUCAAUGUUCUGAAUCAAACCUGACUUGAACAAUGAAAUUUUUUUUCUUAUGUAGAUGUCUUUUAUUUGUGACAUUGGCCGGUCGAUCUAAUAUGUUAUAAAUUCUCGCAGUAAUUGCAUUUCAUACACUCGAUUUUCAUUUUUCUUUCCUCGAAUCUUUUAGAGUCUGUUACAUUUGUCCAUUAUUCCAUUAAACUUGGGAAGAAAGGAUGCAGCAUGCUCGCGAGCAGUUGGCUGGUAAAUUUUGAUACUUGGUCACUCACAUAGAAAGCGAUACUGAAUCUCAAUGUUUGGUGGUCAUUGAUGGCUACAUCCCAUUAACUGUCAUGAGAUCAUGCGAACUGAUAGGCCCUCAAUUUGACAAUAGUCAUGCUGCCAAAACACUUUCCACAAUAUGCUUCUCUAAUAUUAAAAAAGUGUAAACAGUUUAUUCACUUUUCAGACCAUAAUAUUUACUUCUUUCACCGAUAUGAACCAUGGACUCUUGCAGUGUUUGGAUCUACUUGGAAAUGUCUCAAGAUAAUCCUCUUUUGUGAUAAGAAUUUAUGUAUUUUUUCACGAAGGCUUUGUCGCCUUUCUUUUAUAUAAUUACUCUCUCUUAGCGGAGCAUUGCACACGCUCCUCCAAAGUACUCGUUUACUUUAGUGUGGAGAUGUAUUUGCACUCCCAUACUAAAGCACAGAAGAAUACUGGAGAGUGCCAUCCGCACUGCCCGUUUCUUGUCAUGAAACUGAAAUUUUAGCAACUCGUCUGUUUUUGUUGACAUAACACUGUUGGCUGGCCAAUGAAAUAAGUAUUUGAAACUGACUACACUAGUUCAA